UUGGCCAAACUCCCUUUUUCCUUUUUAGAUUUUUUUUUUUUUUCAAAAGAGAAGAAUUAAAAGUUGUUUACUUUAAAAACGUGUGAGCGAUCUCUUCGCUCUGAAAUUUCAACCCUCCUUUUGCUGUUCAUCCCCUGGAUUUUCGCCGUCGUGUUAGGCAAGUAUCUCUCAUCUUUCUACUUCCGUCUAAAAAUCGAGUUACGUCUCUCCACAACUUCUCCCACUGAUCGCUUUGUCUUAAAAAUCUUUUCCUCUACUAUUUCCAUUGGAGAGCAUUGUUGUUGACAAGUCACAAAGCUAAAAGAAUGCGCGCACCAUCUUUGUUUGCGCAAUGCUUGCCCGGUUUGCUACCUCAGGAUUGCGGCGGUGUGUCUGCACUAUCUGACAAGGAUUUUCAGCUUCCAACACCAGCUGUUGAGAUCAUACCUUCUAAGACAUCAGCUCAUCACAGGUACUCAGGGGAGAAUCUAGAUGUCCUUGGUUUACCAGUUUUUAAGGGAAAAGUAAGUGUUUCUGAUAUCAUUGGUCUCUCUGGUUCAGAAACUGCUCCUUCUAAAUACGAAGGUUCUCUGAAAAGUUGGGAGAGUGCUAUUGUUCUUGUCCAUGUCCUUAAAAACGAGAUCCGCGAUGGACAGCUUAGCUUCAGAGGCAAAAGGGUCCUUGAGCUAGGUUGCAACUAUGGAGUUCCUGGGAUAUUUGCCUGCUUGAAAGGUGCUUCCUCGGUCCACUUUCAAGACCUCAACGCAGAAACAAUAAGAUGCACAACCAUCCCAAACGUUCUUGCAAACCUCGACCAAGCCCGCGACAGGCAAAGCCGCCAGCCAGAGAGCCCGCUCACUCCGUCGAGACAAGCCUUCGUCUCUGCAUCCGUCCGUUUCUACGCAGGAGAAUGGGAAGAGCUCCCGGCCGUUCUAUCCAUCAUAAGUACAACCGAAGACGUCUUCUUCGAACCAGCAGCUGCAGCGAUGAGCUUGAGUUUCUCAGAGGAAGAUUUCAAUGAUGGAUGUUGCAGCAGCCAAGACGGGAGCGUUACGGGACAGCAAGACUUCUUCUCGAGGCGGUCGAGGAAGCUCUCCGGGAGCAGAGCUUGGGAAAGAGCUAAUGAGAGCGACCAAGGAGGUGGAGAGUGUGGGUAUGAUGUUAUACUAAUGACUGAGAUUCCUUACUCGGUUACUUCUCUCAAGAAACUAUAUUCUCUCAUCAAGAAGUGCCUGAGGCCGCCUUACGGCGUGGUGUAUUUGGCGGCUAAGAAACAGUAUGUGGGAUUCAGUAACGGAGCGAGACAUCUGAGGAACUUGGUGGAUGAGGAAACGAUCUUAGGAGCUCAUUUGAUUAAGGAAACUACUGACAGAGACGUUUGGAAGUUCUUCUUCAAGUAACACUCACGAAGCUGCAUCAUUGAAAACAAAAGAAAAGAGAAACAAAACACUUGUUGUAUAAUGUAAAUGCAAUUAUCAUUGAAGUUACCAUCA
Raphanus sativus (radish) is the source of this 1472-nucleotide messenger RNA. RefSeq lists its product as uncharacterized. The coding region runs from base 306 to 1379 and encodes 357 amino acids. The transcript has 8 exons. The record is from RefSeq and is a predicted model, not a curated record. Lineage: Eukaryota; Viridiplantae; Streptophyta; Magnoliopsida; Brassicales; Brassicaceae.